Varanus komodoensis (Komodo dragon) is the source of this 1012-nucleotide messenger RNA. RefSeq names its product TLR adaptor interacting with endolysosomal SLC15A4 (gene TASL). The transcript has a single exon. The record is from RefSeq and is a predicted model, not a curated record. Bases 1 to 870 code for a protein of 289 amino acids. Gene Ontology annotation, biological process: regulation of toll-like receptor signaling pathway. NCBI's taxonomy places the organism in Eukaryota, Metazoa, Chordata, Lepidosauria, Squamata, Varanidae.
AUGUUGUCAGAAGGCUAUCUCUGCAGAAUUCCCUUUCAUGAUUCCUUGAAUGACGUGCUUUGCAACAAGCAGCGAGAAGAAUCGGUGCAUGAGCUGAAGUCUUUAAAUGGUGUUAAAUAUGAAUCAACUGAGGAAACAUGUGACAGAAAUCUGUUUUGGAGGGGUAAAUCUGUUGGCAAGUUGAUCUACUCUGUGUGUUCCAAAGAAAACAGAAGCAGUAGAAGACAAAAGGACAUGGUGGCACAAGCUACGCAAAAAGCAGUGUUUGAAAGGCAAACCUCAGCUGCUGUGGAAACCUGCAUGGGAUCUGCCAUAAGCAGAGACACAUACCUGGUGCCAUCUUCUUGCAAGAGCAUUUGCAAGAAUUAUAAUGACCUGCAUAUUGCUGGUGACCAGGUGUUGCCUAUGAGCUCUGUGAAAUGCAGCUUUACUUAUGACAGUGGGAUUGGCCCAUUUCUGGAAUCAUCAGAGAUCCCACCACCAGUGGAAUCCAUAUCAGUGUCACCAACUGAAGUCCCAUGCAAGCCAACUCAGGGGUAUUCAUCUUGCUGGCAAGUGCCCAGUAUCAUGCAACACCAACAGCCUCUCUCUAAUUCAAUACUGAAUAACUACUUGGAGGAGAAGGUGGCAGAGUUGUACAAGUAUUAUAUCAUGGAUGGCAUGGACCCCACAAACAUCUUGGCAUCAGAAUUCAUCAUGACCAAUGUAGAUCAAAUCAGCAUGAAGCUCUCACAAGAGAGGAACAUGAAGGCAACCAAGACCAGAGAUAUGGUCAUUAACUGCCUACUGCGACUAGCCAGUGAGAAGGUCUCCACUGAAAUCAGCACUCCUAGUCUCCACAUUUCCCAGCUGAGCACUGUGACAAAAUAAUACUUGUACGCAACUGGACAUCUCAACUGUGCACUCACUGCUUGGAAGCCUCCAGCCUUGAAGGUUUCUAAGUGUGUUAUACUUGCCUGGCUGAGGCCUGCAGAAUGGGAGGAACAUUAGAAGUAAUUUUUGCCCCCUUAAC